AUGUCUCGAGUCAACGCAUUCGCUAGUACUAUCCGGGCUCAGCCUCCAUUGAGACCAACACACAGUCUUGGACGACAGAAGCACUCGCUCAGCUUUAAAAGUCUUGAGGACACUCGACUUGGCCGAAGAGCGUUCUCCAAGAAGACGCAAGACGCUCUCGAGCAUACCACUCCUCUCAAGGCUCGGAUUGUGAACCUGCAUGGCGACGGAGGCGCAGCUUCGCUGUCCGUCCCAGGCUACGAGAACUUUCGUCCGCCGCCAUUAUACGAGAAGGCACUCUCUGCUAGGACGGGACAAGGCCUGAGCAAGUUCGAUUAUGAAGCUUAUCUGCAGCAUGAAAUCGACAAGAAGAAGAACGAUAAGUCGUAUCGCAUCUUCAACAGUGUCAACAGACUGGCCGAGUCUUUCCCACAAGCACACCGCGGUUCCGCUGGCAACGAUAUCGUGACCGUCUGGUGCAGCAAUGACUACCUGGGCAUGGGAGGUAAUAAGCAGGUCCUGGAUGUCAUGCACAAGACGCUCGACACUUACGGUUUCGGCUCCGGCGGCACUCGCAACAUCUCUGGCCACAACGAACACGCAGUCAAGCUCGAGUCCACAUUGGCAAACCUCCACGGCAAAGAGGCUGCUUUAGUAUUUACCUCCUGCUUUGUCGCCAAUGACGCAACCCUGAGCACGCUUUGCUCGAAGCUCCCUGGCUGCACGAUCCUGUCCGAUGAGUCCAACCACGCCUCAAUGAUCGAGGGCAUUCGUCACGCCAAGGCCGACAAAGUCAUCUUCAAGCACAACGACCUGGCAGAUCUCGAGUCGAAACUCGCUGCUCUGCCAGUCUCAUCACCGAAACUGAUUGCUUUUGAGUCGGUGUACUCCAUGUCAGGCUCUGUUGGUCCAAUCAAGGAGAUCUGUGACCUUGCUGAAAAGUAUGGAGCGAUCACCUUUCUGGAUGAGGUUCAUGCUGUCGGGAUGUACGGACCAUACGGAGGCGGCGUCGCGGAGCACCUGGACUGGGAAACACAUGUGCAGGCAGAGCAAGGCAAGGCCAGCCGUAAAGGUACGAUCAUGGAUCGUGUCGACAUAAUCACUGGCACGCUCGCGAAGGGCUAUGGAGGCAUUGGAGGAUACAUUGCUGCCAAUUCUCGCAUAGUUGAUGUGGUGCGAUCUCUGGCUCCCGGCUUCAUCUUCACCACCUCUUUGCCGCCAUCAGUCAUGGCUGGCGCAAGGACUUCUGUCGAAGUGCAGAGAUCGUCUGUCAAAGAUCGCCAGCUGCAGCAGAUGCAUUCACGAAUGGUCAAGAAGGCGUUGACGGCCAAGGGCAUACCAGUCAUGGGCAAUCCGUCUCACAUCGUGCCAGUGCUCGUCGGCGAUCCCGUCAAGGCGAAGCAAGCGAGCGACCUCCUCCUUGACAACCACGGAAUCUACGUUCAAGCGAUUAAUUACCCUACUGUACCUCAUGGUCAGGAACGUCUCCGUAUCACACCAACGCCUGGGCAUACCGCAGAACUGCAAGCAGACCUGGUGGAGGCCCUCGAAAUUGUCUGGGAGCAGCUUGGCCUCAAACGUCUAGAGGACUGGACGGCCGAAGCUCCUACCUGGACGACAUUCGAAGGCCAGGCCACUAACGCCGAGAACGUAUGGUCUGAUUCUCAGCUUUCCCUGCCGGCAGAACUUGUGGAGUCGACGCCCCGGAGAAGUCAUGGUGAUCUGCAGAAGCCCAGCCUUGUUCAUGAUGCGAGGGAAGUGCUUGCGACGUUCUCCAAGAACAUCACCGGUGUUGCAGACGGCAACGUCUUUAUACCGAUGUGA
This is a messenger RNA of Recurvomyces mirabilis, 1803 nucleotides long. RefSeq lists its product as uncharacterized. Gene Ontology annotation, biological process: heme biosynthetic process. The transcript is spliced from 2 exons. Lineage: Eukaryota; Fungi; Ascomycota; Dothideomycetes; Mycosphaerellales; Teratosphaeriaceae. Gene Ontology annotation, cellular component: mitochondrion. The coding region runs from base 1 to 1803 and encodes 600 amino acids. The record is from RefSeq and is a predicted model, not a curated record. Gene Ontology annotation, molecular function: 5-aminolevulinate synthase activity; pyridoxal phosphate binding.